GGACUGCAAGAAGACUGUGACGGGAAAUGAAAUCAAUCAAGUUCUGGACUUUCUGGCAGCCAUGAGCUGGAGGCUCCUCAAAUGACAUAUGGCCAGCAUUCUGUGAAGGGAAGAGAUCCUCCUUUAAAGAAUCAGUGGCGUCUCUGAGUGUUUGAUCCAUAGACUGUACACCCAGCUCUAAAAGAUCCGGGGGGAAGACCAGAAGGCUUAGCUAUAAAAGCCACCAAGGUUCUCAGAAGAUCCAUGCCUCAUCCAUCAGGAAGCUGCAGAGAUGAAAGUGUUGGCCUUCACCCUCUUCUGCCUCUUCAUUGCUGUCAAUGAAGCCAAAGUAUAUGAGAGAUGCGAAUUGGCUAGGAAAUUGAAAAACUCUCGGUUGGAUGUUUCAUCUGGCUACAGCAUUGCCAACUGGGUCUGCUUGGCUUACUAUGAGAGCAGAUUCAACAGCAGGGCCGUGGGGCCACCCAACCGGAAUGGAAGUCGUGACUAUGGGAUUUUUCAGAUAAACAGCCGCUGGUGGUGCUCCAAUGGAAAAGGCACAACUGCCAAUGGCUGCAGAAGCUCCUGCAGUGCUUUCACAGAUGAUGACAUCACAAAUGAUAUUGCAUGCGCUAAGAGAAUUGUUAAAGAUCCCAACGGGAUAAGAGCCUGGGUCGCUUGGGUGAAAUACUGCCAAGGAAAAAACCUCACCCGGUGGACACAAGGCUGCAGACUCUAAAGUUGAUGAAAAUAAACAAUAUCCAGCAUUUCUCUUGAUUUUCCUUUUGAUGAAAUCAAUUCCUAAUUCUCCCUGUACAAUCAGCGUUCAGCUAAUUCUUUCUAUGCAGGUGGCUUCCCGCACAAUAGAGGGAUUGCCAUUCUCUGCUUAUGUUUAGCUAUCAGAUAUUAUGUGGAUGCAGGUGGUUGAUAAUGUCAGUCUUUCUGCUCAAAAUUCUUCAAUAAACUGAACUCAUAUCAAUUCU
Molecule: messenger RNA, 959 nt
Organism: Anolis carolinensis (green anole)
Lineage: Eukaryota; Metazoa; Chordata; Lepidosauria; Squamata; Anolidae
Product: lysozyme C, milk isozyme
Exons: 5
Coding region: 272-715 (147 amino acids)
Molecular function (GO): lysozyme activity
Source: RefSeq, a predicted model, not a curated record